AUGGCAAGCCAUUUGAUGAACAAGAUUUGUGAUCUCUUCGGCUUCAAGCAGCGUAAAUAUUCUAUGUAUCAUGCUGCCGCCAACGGUCUAGCUGAAGCGUUCAAUGAGACUUUGUGUAACUUGUUGAAGAAGGUUGUCUCCAAGUCCAAACGAGAUUGGCAUGAACGAAUGGAAGAAGCUUUGUGGGCAUAUAGGACGACUUACCGCACACCAACGCAAGCAACCCCAUACUCGCUUGCUUAUGGAGUUAAAGCAGUCCUACCACUUGAGCUCCAAAUACCUUCUUUACGACUUGCUAUUCAAGAAGGGCUCACCAAAGAGGAAAAUGCUCGGUUGCAUCUUACAGAGUUUGAAGCACUUGAUGAGAAAAGACCUUCACCAAAUGCUGAUGGUUCAAUGAGGGAAAAUCUCUAUAGAAAUGGGUUUCUCCAACGGGAUGACUGUAGUCUCUUAGAAAGUGGUCAAUUCAGCAAGUCGAAGUUUACAAAUCUGUCGAUUUUCAAGUUGAAGUCCUCAAAUCCGCCAACUCUUCAAGUUAAAGUCCAAAACCACUACAUCUGCAAGUUGAGUUCUUCAAGUCAGUUUUCAAGCUGA
Lycium barbarum (goji berry) is the source of this 594-nucleotide messenger RNA. RefSeq lists its product as uncharacterized. The coding region runs from base 1 to 594 and encodes 197 amino acids. The record is from RefSeq and is a predicted model, not a curated record. Gene Ontology annotation, molecular function: nucleic acid binding. The transcript is spliced from 2 exons. NCBI's taxonomy places the organism in Eukaryota, Viridiplantae, Streptophyta, Magnoliopsida, Solanales, Solanaceae.